Clonostachys rhizophaga is the source of this 1533-nucleotide messenger RNA. NCBI's taxonomy places the organism in Eukaryota, Fungi, Ascomycota, Sordariomycetes, Hypocreales, Bionectriaceae. The record is from the annotation of a GenBank genome assembly.
AUGAAGGCCCAGAAGGAACCAGCCAUACAUCGCCCGCCCUCCAAUGAACAGUGCGUAUCUCCCGUUUCGGCUUCGUCGUUAUCGGACAACGAGAAAAGAAAUGCGAUGUCCUUGUUCGUAACCUAUGUCCUUGUCCUCGGUCGCAGCUUGGAAUCUUCACGGGGCCUCUUGGAACUGUUGACCCCGGCUCUUGCCUUGGAGGUUGAUGAUUCGCCGCUAUCUCUUUCACUCCACGCUGCCGCUAUCCAGUUGUGGUGUUUAAUAAAUUCAAGAUCAUUCUCCUCUUCCGACAAGAUACUCACUCAGGCGUAUUCGCGUCUGAGGACCGCAAUUCAAGACCCAUUGCAGCGUAGCUGUGAGAGCACUGUUUUGGCUGCGCUCCUCUUGCAACGAUAUGAGCGCUUUUCGGCUGUGUGGAAUCAACAUGAACAAUGUCACGUUCAUCGAAAUGGUGCACUGGCUUUGCUAAGACAGCAAAAGCUGGAUGGAAUACAUUCGAAGCAUCGUGGCUAUCUGAUAUCCCAGCUGUUUCAUAUAGAGGUUAACAUUUGUAUUUCCAAGAAAAUCCCGUUUCAGGCGAGCGAAAUUUCCUGGUUGACACACCAAGAUCUUUCGAUCUUGCCGUCAAACCCAAGCACGGCUCUGGAUAUCAUCGGCGCUUCCAUUGCCAACCACCAGCACAAAUUCUACCUACUAUCAGCAGAGAAAUUCAUCACAGCUUCGGAACAAGAGCUGUCGCAUUGGAAUGAAGAGCUUGAAGACACUGAGAACCAACUGCACAGCUGGCCAGACAGUGUACCCAGACACUGGCUUCCACAGACGCUUCAGUCGGGAAAGCACUUUGAUCGAUCGAUUAUCACGUAUGCGGGAUAUAGCGACAUUUAUCCCAACAUCCAAAUCGCAUCAAUUUGGAAUCUAUGGCGUACUUAUUGCCUUCUCAUGCUGCGAAUAAAACUGGCUCUUCUUGACCUCUUUCCUAGCUUGUAUGAGGUUGCAGGCACUACACAAGAUCCUCUAAGACAUGCAUUUAGGAUCAAGUCGGUGCAGCUGGCUCAAGAAUCAAUUGAUUCGAUAUGCCGAAGUGUAUCCUUUCAUCUUGGCAACUAUAUUAAACCUGCGUCACUCUCUGAGCUGAUGGUUCCAACGAUCCUAUGUGCCAGCUAUCAUGACAUGGACCCAUCCCAUACCUCGUACACCUUGUAUCAGAACAGUUCCCUUUUCAUGUCCAGAGAUGACCAUAAGCGACAUGUCAUUGUUCAGGGUCCUUGGCACAUGAUGGGUACUCUGAGCCAUGUUCUGAGCAUUUUUGCGCACAGUGAAUCCCAUGUUCUGGUGCACGUCUUGAGAGAAGGUCAGAUGGAUUGGGUUCGGACACAAUUCCUCCGGGGGCUGAGAUUGCUUCGCAUAGAUCUCGAGGGUCUGUCAGCGAAUAAUCACGGUCACUUUCAAGCAGACCGAGGUGAUCUCUAUGUCUUGAAUAUAGCUAGUGCUGAGAUCAUUGCAAAGAGACUCGUGGCGGCAUUGGCAGGGUGA